AUGCUGGGAAAUGGAAGAGCAUUGCAGAAAUACAUCGACCUUGUCAAGAGUGCAACUGAUAAGUAUGCGAACUGGGACCCUUCGAUUCCUAUCUCUGCAGGCGAUUACGGCUCGAUCAACAGGCUUACGGGCCAGUUCGAGAGACACGGGAAUAUUUAUCGUGAAGAAGAGAUUAGGGGCAUCACAUCGAACUUUCCGCCAGCGACAGGACCUGAGGUUGACGAUUACCAGAUACUUUCAACGAAUGCAAGAAAAGUCAAGGUUGGUCCCGAGGUGCACGCAACGUUUCUUGGUACUAUUGAACCAGUGCUUGAAGGGCAAUGGCGAUUUAGUUAUUCACGUGGGGCACUUCUCCUUAUACAUAAACAGCGUAUCACAUUAGUUCCACCCGAACUACUUGAAAAGCUGAGGAGUUCUGGCUGGGCAAAAGGGCGACAAGUUGUGACACAAGUCCACAACUGCCAGGCUUACGCUCUCUAUCUUUCUGAUAAAAGUAGUGAGACUGUCAGCAUUAGCUUACAUGUAGAUGCUUCGAAUCUGGCGACUCCUGGAGUGACCGUCGGAGCUGGAGCUACUGUAAUAUGGACAACAGAGGGUGUUACUGGAAUUCUUCAAAAAGCUAUCAACUCCGAGCCUGUGUUUACGCCACUAUAUCAAAUAAAAGAAGUUGGUUUCCGUGCAGGAAGGAGGGACCAAGCAUUGGAUCCCAAGGAAGAUCAAGUUGAAGAAUGGCAACAAGUCGAAGCAUCGUGGGACUUUCUCAAUGAGGAUGGAGAGGAGGAGACGGAAGAG
Fomitiporia mediterranea MF3/22 is the source of this 792-nucleotide messenger RNA. RefSeq lists its product as uncharacterized. NCBI's taxonomy places the organism in Eukaryota, Fungi, Basidiomycota, Agaricomycetes, Hymenochaetales, Hymenochaetaceae. The record is from RefSeq and is a predicted model, not a curated record. The transcript is spliced from 5 exons. The annotation marks the transcript as partial.